CCGGAAAAAGUAGUGCGCGUGGUUCCCUUAUUACGGUUGGCUGCGGCUUUUCCCGUAGAGUUUUGACUCGAUUGUCUUCAUCGCCCCGGACUAAGUUGGCCCUGUUUUAACCUGCCUGUGUAAGACACUAUGGUAUUAUAAAUUACGCUUCGGUGCGCUUUAGCUAACAAGAAUUGAACCGGUGCCUUUGGUAAUGUGGCCUGAGUUUUUCUGUUCUGGGAGAUCCCGAUGUCUGCCAAAUAAUUGGCAAGCAAGCUAACAAGGUACCACUAAUGAAGGAACUUCAGAAAUAUGCUUCUGUCAAGCAUUUUAACAAAUGAAGAAAAAGAAGUUCUCAUUUCAAAUUGGCUUUUUGGUUGAUUUUCUUCUGAGGAUGAUAAACACUUUUGUUUUAAUGAGAUAAAUAUAUUAGUGACAUCAAUAAUUUAUUAUUCUAGCUUUUUUGACAACCUGUCAAUUUCCUUAUUUUUCAUAUAUUUAUUACAUUCUGGUUCUUUUUUUUUUUUUUUUUAAAGUUCAGUUUUAAUUAUUCAGUAUUAUGGGUUUUUUCCUCCCAAAAAGAAAUUGGGUUUUGCAAACAUUAACAUUCCUUCCUGUGUCAGCAAAGCAAAACUUCCCAGCUAUGUGUAGGUGUUUUACUUCUAUUACAUCAUGUAGAUGGGCAGAGUCGACAGAUCCUAAAGCCUUUCAUCCAGAAAUUAAAAGAAAAGAUGACAAUAUCAGGAAGAAAAAAGCUGGUAAAGAUAGAUUUCCCCCAAAGCCUUUCAUUGCAUUUGUGGCUGGAUCAUCCAAGAUGAGGGCAAUGGACAAUACAAAUAAUUCAGUUGCAAAUGAUUCUUUUAGUCCUUUAAAGAUAGUCCCUCCUCCGGACACACCUUUGAGUGCCAAGGAAUGGGAGAAGUUAAAAGAAGAAUAUCAUCACUUUAAAAAAUUUGAAGACGUUAUGUUUGACAGCAUGAUAAAUCAUCAUAGCCCAGUAGAUGUGGCUAAAUCCUUGCUGGUUGCAGUGGCUAAACGUGAUGGAGAUGUUGAAUAUAGUUAUUUGGUGAAGUACUUGGCUAUAUGUGUUUUUCAUAAGGACAUAGGGGAGAUUUAUGACAUCUAUAAUAUUAUGAAAGCCAAAUAUAAAUCUUUAGAAGCAUCAGCUUAUUCUUUGCUCAUCAAAGGCUUGAGUGAUUCCCCACACUGGAAAGAGACUUUGGUACUACUGGAAAAGGUUAAAAAAGUCUCGUUCCAUUCAAGACAAAAUUAUGGCGACUGCAUUGAGGGUGCCCUACUCAACCAAGAAAGAAACCUUGCAUUUGAAUUGUUUCAUGAGUUGGUAGCUGAAAAGAUGACUCCUGCUUUGACAACAAUAAAGCUUUUCUUUGACUUUUGCCAAUCUGUGAAGGAUGACCAUGUGAAAAACAAAUGUAUUGAUAUCCUCUACUACUUAAGAGAGAAUCAAAUUUAUCCUGAUGAAUCUCUCAUGCUGAGCAUAAAGCAGUGGUUUGAAAGUAUUCCAGGGGAGAACUGGAAAGGAAAUUUGACAACGAUGAGUAAGAGCAGGCAGUGUUGCUCUUGUGGUCACCUUUUGGAAGAUAUUAAUCUGAAUGAAGAAGAAUUCAUCAAUGUCAAGGAAAAAAUAAAAAGGGAUGUGAUUGAAGGCACUGAUAUAUUUCGAAAUACAUCUCCCCAGGAAUUAGAACGUUUUCAAACGUUUGUGAACAAACAUCCCCCUUUUGAUGUUGUGAUCGAUGGCCUCAAUGUUGCCAAGACAACACUUCUAAGUCCUUCAUCUAAAAAUUUGCUGGAUGUGGUCGACUACCUAGCACAGAAGUAUCAUCGAUUGCUUGUCCUCGGGCGUAGACACAUGCUGAAACAUUCAUUUCAGUGGAAAAAAAGAGACAUGGAUGAGAUGCAGAAGAAAGCAGAUUUCUUCUUUACUGAUAAUGCGUCUAAAGAUGAUCCAUUUCUGCUCUAUGCCGCUUUUCACUCAGGUGGUCACUGUAUGAUGGUAACUAGAGAUCUAUUACGGGAUCACAAAGCUGUUCUUUCCGACAGUGUUACUCGACGCUUGUUUUUUAAAUGGCAACGUGGACAUCAGAUGGUAGUGUCAAGCUAUCUACCAGGAAAGAUAUUAACAUUUGAGGAUGCUUUGCCAUAUGACACGAUUGUGCAGACUGAUGGUAAUACAUGGCACAUUCCCUAUGAUGACAACUUGUCCAACAGAGUUUCUUAUGAAAUUCCAAUGAAGUGGCUCUGUCUUCAGAAGAAAUAAAAGAUGCUUUUUUUGUUCAAAGUGAAAAUGUAUACAUGGCACCAUAUUUCAAAUAAAUUUCAAGCAAACCAUUUAAAACGUAUUCCUUUUCUAAGACAACAGACCCAGACUUAAAUAAAUCUCUAAGUUACAAACAAUAUUUAAUUCUACAAGUAUUGAAAAUUGUGAUGCAACAGUUCUUUAUGAUUGAUAAAUGUAAUUGUGGUUUAAACAAAUUGCUUUUUGAUGCCUUAUGAGUUGUAUAUUUUUAUUUCUCUGCUUUUCAUCAGUAAAUAUAUAUUUUUCUUAUGUUUCUCCUUUCCAGAUGAGUAUUUGGUACCAUAUAGCUCAUCUUAUGAGAAACAAUUAUCUGUUCACUUUAGAAUUUUACUAUUCAUAUGUUCCAAAAUUCUCACUUUGGUGGGUUUUGAUAAACUUUUCUGACAUAAGUAGAAAAACAGGGAAGAAAGGAAGCACAUUAAAUAUUGAAAAAGUGACUGAGAAACAGCCAGUUCUGUUAUAGAAUUUGCAGAUUACACAGCUUCAAGAAUGGAGAUACCAUGAACAAAAAUUAAGUAGAUAGAAAUUUACUAAAAUGUAACUGCCUCUGGAGUUCCCAUUUGAAAGGACCUAAUUCAAAAUUUGUACACCAGAAACUGGAAUAUCAGUAGGCUUUCCCCUCGCUUCCCAAUUAUGGAACUAUUAUUAUCCUCUUCAAUACUGGAUAUUUUGAUUACAGUAUGUAACAUCCUUGAAAUUCUUUCCAGCUAGUCAGCCUACAUUAGCAAAUAUUAAGUGGAAUAGAUACAGUAAAUGAAUGAGGUACAUAAGAAAUUUCA
Messenger RNA from Thamnophis sirtalis, 3078 nucleotides. RefSeq names its product protein only RNase P catalytic subunit (gene PRORP). Gene Ontology annotation, biological process: mitochondrial tRNA 5'-end processing; tRNA 5'-leader removal. Gene Ontology annotation, cellular component: mitochondrial ribonuclease P complex; mitochondrion. Lineage: Eukaryota; Metazoa; Chordata; Lepidosauria; Squamata; Natricidae. Gene Ontology annotation, molecular function: ribonuclease P activity; protein binding. The record is from RefSeq and is a predicted model, not a curated record.